CCGCAAAGCGGCUGCCGCGGCGGGCGGGGAGGGGGCGCUGAGCCGAGCGCGGCGCGGCGCGGCGGGAGCGCAGCCAGCAGCCCGGCCCGGUUCGACUCGGUUCAGCACGACUCGGCCCGGCCCGGCCCGGCCCGGCCCCGGGGGCGCGCGGCCGGGGCCGGGGCCAGCAGCGCGCUGGAGCUGGCAAACAUCUGUGGGACCCAAUCCUGAGAGCACAUUCAGUGAACAGAGUGGCGUAAGGGAUUCUGGGCCUGUCCUGUACCGAAGAUGUUCCCUCAAAACCGGCCUCCGGCCCAUCUCCAGGCACCCUCUGCUGCGUCGGGAGCCCCAGUGGCUGCGAGCGCCAUCCCCGCCACCCCACAGUCCCUGAAGCUGACUUACCCGGAGACCUUGGACCGGAUCAAGGAGGAAUUCCAGUUUCUGCAAAACCAAUACCACAGCUUGAAGUUAGAAUGUGAAAAGCUGGCAACAGAAAAAACAGAAAUCCAGCGUCAUUAUGUCAUGUACUAUGAGAUGUCCUAUGGCCUGAACAUUGAGAUGCACAAGCAGACGGAAAUUGCCAAGCGGCUCAAUGUGAUCUGUGCCCAGCUCAUCCCGUUCCUGUCUCAGGAGCACCAGCAGCAGGUGGUCCAAGCUGUGGAGCGGGCGAAGCAGGUGACUAUGACCGACCUGAACGUGGCAAUUGGGCACCAGCUCCAGACGCAGCACCUCUCCCACCACGCUCCCCCCAUCCCACUAACCCCCCACUCCUCGGGGCUGCAACCCCCUGGCCUGGCCAGCCUCGGCGGUGCCUCGGGGCUGCUGGCGCUCUCAGGGGCGCUGGGGGCCCAGGCCCAGCUCCUGGCCAAGGACGACCGGGGCGGCCACGACGCCGAGCACAGAGGGGAAGGUCUCCGGUCAUGCCUGGGGGGAGGCACUGCCCCACGGGCACCCAGCACCCCGCCGUGCCAGCGCCCCAUCCCAGGCAGAGGGGCGGCUGCGGCGCGUGGCACAGCCGUUUCCCUUCCUUUCUGCCUGGUCCUGCCGCCGCUCGCCGUCACCGUGGAGACAGAGCGGGACCCUGGCCCCAGCUCCCUGGCACUGCCCAACGGGGAGCGGGCACGCACUAUCUCCGAGUACCUGAGCAGCAGCAAGAAGAGGAAGGCAGAGGAUAAGGACUUCAUCAACGACUAUGGCAGUGAUGCGGACAAAAGCGAGGAUAAUUUGGUGGUGGAUGAGGACCCUUCAUCCCCGCACAGUGUCCACUCCUACUCAUCCCGGGAGAAUGGUGCAGAGAAGGUCCCACUGGGGAGGAAAGAAGCCAUACCACUGAGCCCCACCUCCAUGGCCUCCUCCAGCAGCAUGUCCCCGUCCCGCAGCAGGGACGUGCCCGUGGUGGAGAAGGCAGGCACCCCCAGCCUGAAGCCUAGCACGCCCACAUCGCAGGAUGCAGCCCUGGGUACUGGCAACAGUGCCCCACAGUUUCGCCCCACUGCUGCCAAGGCUUUGGACCCCUUAGCUCUGGGCCUGCGGACCCCGCUGGGCGUGCAGAGCCCAUACUCAGCCGCCUUCAGCAUGGCUCACCCUGCUGUCAACGGGGACGUGGCCGGGAGCAGCGCCUAUGCCAGCCUCCACCUUGUGUCCCCCCAGCUCAAUGGGGCUGCGGGUGCCGGAAGCUAUGGACGAUCACCGCUGGUCGGCUAUGACCCCCACCCGCACAUGCGUGUCCCGGGACUGGCAGCCAGCAUGCAAGUAGGGACGUCGGGGAAGCCCGCCUACUCCUUCCAUGUCAGUGCUGAUGGGCAGAUGCAGCCGGUGCCUUUCCCGCCCGAUGCCCUCAUCGGCUCCGGCAUCCCCCGUCACGCACGGCAGCUCCACACCCUGACCCACGGCGAGGUGGUCUGCGCUGUCACCAUCAGCAACUCCACGCGGCACGUCUACACAGGGGGCAAGGGCUGUGUGAAGGUGUGGGAUGUGGGACAGCCAGGCACCAAGACAGCCGUGGCACAGCUGGACUGCUUGAACCGGGACAACUACAUCCGCUCCUGCAAGCUGCUCCCUGACGGCCGCAGCCUCAUCGUCGGGGGAGAGGCCAGCACCCUGUCCAUCUGGGACCUGGCUGCCCCCACGCCCCGCAUCAAGGCUGAGCUCACCUCCUCCGCACCUGCCUGCUAUGCCCUGGCCAUCAGCCCCGAUGCCAAGGUCUGCUUCUCCUGCUGCAGUGAUGGCAACAUCGUGGUGUGGGACCUGCAGAACCAGACCCUGGUCAGGCAGUUUCAAGGUCACACAGAUGGUGCAAGCUGCAUCGAUAUCUCCAAUGAUGGUACCAAGCUGUGGACAGGGGGCCUGGACAACACUGUGCGAUGCUGGGACCUGCGGGAAGGGCGUCAGCUGCAGCAGCAUGACUUCAGCUCGCAGAUCUUCUCCCUGGGGUACUGCCCCACAGGCGAGUGGCUUGCCGUUGGCAUGGAGAGCAGCAACGUGGAGAUCCUGCACGUGACCAAACCAGACAAGUACCAGUUGCACCUCCACGAGAGCUGUGUCCUGUCCCUCAAGUUCGCCUCCUGUGGGAAGUGGUUUGUGAGCACAGGGAAGGAUAACCUGCUAAAUGCCUGGCGGACGCCCUAUGGGGCCAGCAUAUUCCAGUCCAAGGAGUCCUCCUCCGUCCUCAGUUGCGACGUUUCCACGGAUGACCAGUUCAUCGUUACUGGCUCAGGGGACAAGAAGGCUACAGUUUACGAGGUCAUUUACUGAAAGAGCAAGGUGGCACCUGCAGGCAUGGAGCAGGAAAGGUCUAUUCCACAGGGGCAGAUGGACAUCAGCAUGGGCAAACGGAUGGACUCUACCUGCUGGCUUCCCAAAGACCUCAGAGCUGCGGCUGAGGGCGUCUGAGCGCCAGGAGAGCGGUGUGGGGCAGCAGUGCCCCUGGGACCAUGGCCAGGCGUGGGUCUGGGCUGGGAGCUGGUGGCUGCUGCUCACGAUGAAUUUCCUGGGGAUUUUCUUCUUUUAGUUUUGUUCAUUCUGUUGGUUUAUUUCUAAAUCUUGAGUGGGGGGUAGUGCAAGAAGGGGGGGGGGAA
Rhea pennata is the source of this 3056-nucleotide messenger RNA. Its product is annotated as transducin-like enhancer protein 1. Lineage: Eukaryota; Metazoa; Chordata; Aves; Rheiformes; Rheidae. Gene Ontology annotation, molecular function: protein binding; transcription corepressor activity. Gene Ontology annotation, cellular component: nucleus; transcription regulator complex. The transcript is spliced from 21 exons. Bases 268 to 2733 code for a protein of 821 amino acids. The record is from RefSeq and is a predicted model, not a curated record. Gene Ontology annotation, biological process: regulation of DNA-templated transcription; negative regulation of canonical Wnt signaling pathway.